ACUCGUACUAUAACUGUGCGGAUAACAACACCAACUUUCUGUCACGCUAACCGCCGCAUAUAUAAAGUUAUAAGUCGACAUCCGCUGUCACACACCACAUUAAUAUUAAGUGCAAUUAAUGACUUCCUCCCAACUUACCGUACGUGAGUAAAAUAUUUUUUUCGCAGCAGAUUGAAGAUGCAGACCGGUUUGCUGAUCCUGUUCGUUGCGGCCUGUGUUGGCGGUAUUAAUGCCCUCCGAUUCUCCCGGCAGACCAGCGGGAGCGUCACAUGUACGGCCGCACAGUUAGCGCAGUGCAGUCAGCCGGCGCAGUGCCAAAACAACGGGAAUGUAAACACGCAGGUCGGCGGGUCAGGUAACAGCGCGGCGAAUAAUGCUGCCGCCGCCGCUGUCCUGCAGUCCAUGUUUGGUAUUAAAAUUCCUGUCAGCGGAAGCGGCUCAGGUCAGCUUCCACCGGGCUCCAGCGUAAACAAUUGUCCCACCUCUGCCCAGUGCAGUGUGUGCAGAGCUACAAACCAAAGACGAUAAUAUCGACCGCGUGGAGCAUGUCUUCUGUUGUUUUAUAAAUCACCUGUUGUUCCAUAAAUGGAAUGUUUCGUGAUCAAGUCCGUGAUGCAUAUUGUAUCAGAAAACUUUGGUGACUCUUAACGCAGUCCGCGCCAAGGUCUUCUCGAACCCAAUAAAACUUGCA
Paramacrobiotus metropolitanus is the source of this 691-nucleotide messenger RNA. RefSeq lists its product as uncharacterized. Lineage: Eukaryota; Metazoa; Tardigrada; Eutardigrada; Parachela; Macrobiotidae. The coding region runs from base 178 to 528 and encodes 116 amino acids. The transcript is spliced from 2 exons. The record is from RefSeq and is a predicted model, not a curated record.